AUGUCGAAUCAUUCCGCCGAAAAUUCAAAUCAACGACCUAAAGCUUAUGAAAUUGUCACUGAAGAAGCUGAGGCUUACGAGAGAGAGAUCGAGAACUGUCUACAAGAUUCAUCUACUAACACAAAAGUCCCACUUCCAAAGUUAAGCCAAUCCGAGAAAGCCUCAAAUGAGCUAGAUGAAGAUCUUGAACAUGAAAAAGUUCUCAAGAAACCACCACGAAAUCCAAUCAGAAAACUCUUCAACUGUAUGUUUAGAAGAAACAAAUCAAAGCCAAGAAAAACUUCCUGUUACACAGCUUUAACAAAUGAGAAAAGCUUUUGGGGUUUGACUUCAAAUUCAUUCGAUGAAUCAACUCUAGAAAGCUCAAAGGCUUUCCUCCCGGAAUCAGCUAUAGACAAACAAAUUGAUCGGGAUUUCGAUGAUUUGAUGAGAGUUCAGAUGAACUUGAAAGGCUGCGGAUUGAAUUCGGAUGCGACAACAGAACUGCAACAACGCGAUUACAUUCUUGAUAAAAUCACGAAGAAAUCGAAGAGCUGUGAGGAGAUGGUUUAUGCUGAGGAACGGGUGCUGAAACGAUUUGAGCACAUCAAACAUCAUGGUUGGGUGGAUGGACGGGAAAAGAAG
Molecule: messenger RNA, 624 nt
Organism: Mesorhabditis belari
Lineage: Eukaryota; Metazoa; Nematoda; Chromadorea; Rhabditida; Rhabditidae
Source: the annotation of a GenBank genome assembly